GCGCUCGGAUCUCGGAUCUCGAGACGGCGUUGGCAUCGGGAGGGAGGCGUGCCGCGGAAUCGAGCGAGGUAAUAUUCCCAAACAUCGGAGCAGAUGCACGCGGCUCCGGGCGUGAAAUGACCGUGGGAGUCAAAUCGAGUAUCGAUGCUACACUAUAAUCCUUAUCAAGAUGGCGGAUAUUAGUGCCAAACAAAUGGUCCAAAAAAGCGGUGCUAAAUUCGCAGCUGGAGCUGUGGUCUGCGUCGAAAGCGAGAUAAGAGGGGAUGUGACUAUAGGUCCAAGGACAGUGGUGCAUCCCAAAGCUCGCAUCGUAGCCGAGGCAGGGCCCAUUGUCAUCGGAGAGGGCAAUCUUAUCGAAGAGCAAGCGCUUAUCAUUAACGGGUACCCCGAGAACAUAAUGCCUGACGCAGAGGGCACGGAACCCAAGACGAUGACAAUUGGAACCAACAACGUCUUUGAAGUUGGAUGCGAAUCCCAGGCCCUGAAGAUUGGCGACAACAACGUCAUAGAGUCAAAAGCCGUGGUGGGCCGGAAUGUCAUCCUGACCAAUGGCUGUAUCGUUGGAGCCUGUUGCCAGGUGAACACUUGUGAGGUCAUCCCUGAGAACACGGUCAUCUACGGGUCGAACUGCAUGCGCUGGGUGCAGACCGAGAAGCCGCAGCCACAGAGCCUCCAGCUGGACUUCCUGAUGAAAAUCCUGCCCAAUUACCACCAUCUGAAGAAGACCGUCAAAGCCGGCUCCGCUCAUGUGAAAAACUGACUGACCCCAGCCGCCCGCCGUUGCCAUGGAGAAGCCGCAAAGUCCGCGGCUGUGCGAGAGGACGAGGGAACACCAGCGGCCCGCCACAGAAAAGUUCUGAUGUUUGAGCGGUGUUUGUAAAGUGUCCCCACUUGGAAGAUCAUUCCUCUCAUAUUGUCAUGACAAAUAUCUAUUCAUGAGAAAUGGUUAUUUUUUUCCUUUUUUUUUGUCACUUUACUGGCAUUAAUUUACAUCGUUAUUAAAAUUCCAAAUAAUGCUGCUAGAUUGUAUUGCACACUUCCCUUUAAUUCUCAUGUCAUUCCAGCCUUACAUGUCUUUCUGUAGGUUAAUUAAAUACGUUGUCAUUGAAAUUACACUUUAUGUAAACCAAUAAAAACCAAAAUGAAAAGCAUUCAUUUCAA
Molecule: messenger RNA, 1161 nt
Organism: Anguilla rostrata (American eel)
Lineage: Eukaryota; Metazoa; Chordata; Actinopteri; Anguilliformes; Anguillidae
Product: dynactin subunit 6-like
Exons: 8
Coding region: 170-760 (196 amino acids)
Biological process (GO): mitotic spindle organization
Cellular component (GO): dynactin complex
Molecular function (GO): dynein complex binding
Source: RefSeq, a predicted model, not a curated record